AAUAAAAAUUGCAUCGUGUAUUCCCCUCUGCUUCGUGCUCAUUAAGAAAGAAUAUGACGAGCUCGGCCUCCGGCCAUGGUAAUGAAACCCUCGAUCAGGCCCUGAAUCACCUCCCAUGUCGGCGCUGUUCAAUUUCCACUCGUUCCUGACGGUGGUGCUGCUGGUGAUCUGCACCUGCACCUACAUCAAGAUGCAGUUCCCUGCCAUCCUCGAGAGGAAGACCGGGUUUCGUGGCUUCUUCUGGAAGGCAGCUAGAAUAGGUGAACGCCUAAGCCCCUGGGUAGCCUUUGGAUGCUUUGCAAUGGGUAUUUCUAUAAUUAUUUUCUGAAGAAUUGGAGGUGGAUUUGAUAUUUCAGUAUCUUGUGAAACCUUAAGCUGGCAUUCUUUUACAUGUGUAAUAUACCAUUCGCUUGCAGUGUUGGAUGAUAUAUUAUUUGUCCAUGGAGAGUGCCAUGACUUUCCUUUUUUUUAUCUUGUCUCAUAUGUUAAAAGAAUCUUAGUUCAUCUUAUUUUAACCUUUAGUUUAUGGGCUAAUUA
Molecule: messenger RNA, 537 nt
Organism: Musa acuminata subsp. malaccensis (wild Malaysian banana)
Lineage: Eukaryota; Viridiplantae; Streptophyta; Magnoliopsida; Zingiberales; Musaceae
Biological process (GO): intracellular transport; protein secretion
Source: RefSeq, a predicted model, not a curated record